CGAAGGCAGCACCAAGCUACACAACUCAGUUUACUACCAUCGUAAAUCGACGCCGCAUGUCGUCUCGCGUGUUUUUGUUCCCGUGUGCAUGGUGUUAGUGGAAUAACAUAACAGCAAAUUGCUUUGUGCUGUGUUAUUAGUGCUAUUGUGUCACAUUGUCGGUGCGAAGGCUCCAGUUACUUUGUUGUGAUGCAUUUGAGGAUAUACCUAUGGCUGUCGUGUGUAGUCCUCGCAGGAUAUGUUCGAGCGACAGAGGACAGCGCAGCCGCCGCAUCCAAUCAAGCGCCACCAGACUAUGUUGACGAUGACGGAUCUGGCCUAGAGGGCGACGAGAGUUCUGGCUCCGGCUGGGGCGCGGGCCCCGGCGUGGACGACGAGGACGGCCGCGGAUCAGGUGAUGGGCCCGAGGACGACGAAGACUACACCUUCGGCGACUACACCACAGCCAGUUCCAUCCCCAUAUCAGACCUCCCCAACACCACCACUGUCCCGGAAUUCUUUGCCCCCGUUUUACCGGAGUCGACACCUGCGAUCCCGGCAGAUUUCGAUGUAGUCAUUCCCCGCUUGAAGCCAGCUGAGACCAGCAACCCCGAAGUGGUGAUAGGAGGCGCGAGGGACACUCAACCCUCGCGCCCGGACCAGACUGACAUCAGCAUCUCUGGAGAGGAAACCAAUCCUGAACCCGACCAUCAACCCGACGGGUCAUCGUUCGUGGAAUCGAAGGUGGGCCCGGCGGACACCGGCGUUCUCAUUAUGAACAAACCCGAGGACCAAGCCACUAGCUUCUUCGCGCAGCCUGGCAUUCUAGCUGCCGUGAUUGGUGGCGCUGUAGUCGGAUUACUAUGCGCGAUACUAGUAGUCAUGUUCAUCGUGUACCGGAUGCGGAAGAAAGACGAGGGCUCGUACGCGCUAGACGAGCCCAAGAGGAGCCCCGCCGCCGCCUCCUACGGGAAGGGACACAACAACAGGGAGUUCUACGCGUGAGACGACACAGAACAAACCACGCCACGUGUUUACUAGUCGGCAGACCGACCGAGACUAAUCGCUCGGUUGUGAUCAAAAGCCGUUUAUAAUUUUCUUUUUUUAAAUUGUAUUUUUUUUAAAUUAAUAAAUUCCUUUCACGCAUGUGCGUCGUACGUGGCUGAAGUUGUUCUGUGAGUGGCAUAAAAUUUUUAAAUAUUUUUUUUUUUUAAUUUCAUUUUACAUUACGUUUGACAUCAUUUAUGUACGGCUUGUACUGUAAAAUGUACAAACCCUGUACAAAGGCAAGUCUAAACGAAGAGAUUGUUAGUGAUAGGCCAUUGAAAUGUUAAAUUAUUUAAAUUAUCAAUUUCAAGACCAAGUUACUCGAGUGCUGAUUGUCACAGCAUAUUGUUCUGAACUUUCGCUUUGAGACCAAUGUGGUUUGAAUGUUGUUGGAAUAUCAUUGUUCUAAUUGAUAAAUGGAUGAGAUAGCGCGUCUAAUGAUAUCUGUAAAAAUUUAUGUGCCAUCUGCUUUAUCUGUAUAUUGCCAGUUCUCUUCGCACGGACUAUAUAUAAAUAUUUAAAAUCCUUAUUCAUACUUAAUAACUUUACAUUUUUAUCUUUUUUUGUAGAUGUAGACAUGGGAUUUUUUUUAUACAAUUUUAUAUAUAUAAUUUUUUUAAUGAAUAAGGGACAACUAAAACUAGAGGUCUAUGGACACGUCCAUAUCUAUAUGUAUGUAAUAUAAUAUAAGUACUUGUAUAUCUUAAACAACACUAAAUUUUUAAUUAGAAUUUAUACAAAAAUGCUUUUUGCUUCCAUUAAAUCCAAGGAGUCAUCGAAAUUAAUAUUUUAAAGAAAUGGCUGUUAAGAUUUUUGAAUAACGAUUGCUAUAGUUUAUAUGUUCCUUUCUAGGUCUAUUUACUGAGCGGUGUUAUAAUAAGGUGAACAACUAUCUUCAAAUUAUUUUAGAAUGUAUUUUUAAAUCAAAUUGAUUAUUGUAACAUUUUUUAUCUUAUGCAGCUAGGGUUCUCUAUUCGGCUAUGAAAUAUCAAAAUUAAUUUAAUCAUCUAGUUAGAUUUAAUUUAAGUACAUGUAGAUAUUGGGUCUCUAUAUUUUUUUGUGUUGUUAUUAAUUUAUAAUACUUAAGAUUUUCUUUUGAUUCCACUUGAUUAAUUUAGUUUAAACAAAUCAAUAAAAAUAAUUCAUGAUUAAAAUAUUUACUGAAUAUUAUUCUUGGUUGUGCAACGAAAUCAUAUAUUUUUAUUAUUUUAUACUUUACUAUGUCUUAAAAAGCUAUGUGCCAUUUUCAUUGUUAAGAUAUUUUUACUACGUUCUCUGGAAGUUGUGUGCUUGUUACCUACCGAUUAAAUAAUAAUAACCCGUCAUUUGUUAAUUUAUCAUUAAAAUGCUGUCAAUUAAUUUAUAAUUAACUUUAUUUAGAAAAAGAAGAAUGAUCGUAAUUUAUUGUCAUCUCUGUUUUACAUAUUUUUAAUCCUGUCUAACAAUAAAAAAAAUAUUUAUUCCAUAUAAAACUAUAUAAAUUUGUAUAAUAGAAUAGUAUGCAAAAACACUGUAGUAAGUUCAACUUAUAAUUACUAAAAAAAUAAAUAUCAGUUCUAUAUAAAUCUCAUAAAAGUAAUAUAAGUUGAAUUGACUAUGAAAAAUAUGUUCAAAAGGUCAUAAUUUCAGUAAAAAUCUAAAUAAUUUUCAAUAUCACCGUAAUAUUGCUUAAUGAAAGGUUUACUCAAUGUGUUCGCUUAUAAGUGAAAUUGCUUUAUAUAACAAAAAAAUUCAACAUAAUAAUUAUUAUCUUAUGUAAAAUGUAAUGAAUGUCUUAACUCGGAUAAGAACAAUUCAUUAGAAAGUAGACUAAAAUAUUCGAUAAGGUUGUUUGCUUGUAAACUGCGUUUUUAUAUAUGUAUAAAGGUAUUUAUGUGAUAAUAAAAAAUCACAGAAAUAAUAGUUAUUAGAAAUCGAUACAAUAAAAUACUUGUUAUAUCCCAUAUUUUUAGCUAGUGAAUAUUUUGUUGAUUUUAUAAUUUAUAAAGAUAAGGGUAUUCAUGAUUUACUACGUCCUUUAAUAUGUCACACGAUUCACCCUUUUAAAAAAACUGCUAUUUCGUAUAAUAAUCCACUGUGCUUUUUUUUCUUAGACAGAGUCGGACUAUUAAAGUUUGAACUCUCUAAGGGCUUGAACGUUACUAUUUUAAUAAGUAUCAUUACGAAAUGUAGUACCUUGAAAAUAUGUUUCGUAAUUAUACCUAUUGAUAUAGUACCUAUUGAUCUUGUAAACAUUUUGCAAAUCAAGUUAUAUAUGUAUGUAUAUGUUAGCUAAAACCUGAACUUAACGGGCAUUUUACAACUACGCACUUUAUUUUUAUUCAUAUUCCGUUUACGAUUUUUUUAAAAGAUUUAUUUAUUUAUAAAUACCAAUAAAUAACUAUACAAAUUAAAAAAAACGCAGUUUACAUACGACUGCAAAAAUAAAUUAACAUUCCAAUCAGAACCACUGGUUUGGAUAAUACUGAAAUUUAAUUAUUAUGCACUGUACCUUAAUUUUUACAUUUCAAAUGUAUAAUGGUUUCGAACAAAUAAUUAUUAAUUACGUGCUUUUUUCCUAAAUUAAAGAAAUAUUAAAGGUUUGUUUAAACAGAUUAAGCGUAAAUUUGAUAAAUACUACAAUUUAUGUAAACAAAUAUUGUAGAAUUUGGAAUUUUUUUUUAAAUUAUUCAAUGGAGUAGGAUAGAGUAUGAAUUCAUGUAACUUUGUUUUGAAUAACAACAAUAAUCUUUUAAUGACUUAACUCAUAAAUGUAAAUGAUACAAGGCACAAUAAUUAAAUUAUAGUACCAUGUAGGAGAGUUUAUGCUCGGCUAGCUUAAGAAUUUGUACAUUGUAUUUGUAAAUUCUCUUAGUCUACUGACAUAACUUAGACUGUGACGUCAUUAUAUCACUUAACCAAAAAUAAGUAGAAAUAAUCAGUAACAAAAAAAAUUUAAAUCAUCUUUUAUUAUUUGAAAAUCUCCAAUAGUUUACUUUAAUAUCUACAACAAACAGAGUCUCACCUGGAAUCUGACAUAAUUAACAUAAACUAUUUUUUCACAAGUAUGUAGGUGCAUAUUUAUUUUUCCUGUUGUACAUUUUAAUAAAAACAUUGGUACUAAAUUUGUUUAAUCAUUAAAUUGUUAAAAUAAAUUAAACUUGUAAUGUCAAAACAUUGUUCAUGACAAGAUGAAAUGAGAACAUUAUUGUUCCCAAAAGUGAAUAUUUUCGUUUUCGUUUGCAAUACAAGAGAGAUUGAGAAAUGAACGUGUGAAUUAUGUUUAUACAGAUGACUUUUUAAACGUCAGCUUAAAUUUCCGAAUAUUAUUAUAUUUAUUCUUAUAAAUAAGUUAUAAUUUCAUACAUGAGACAUCAAAAUGUAUUUAUUUGUAGGUAGUUUUUUUUAUUGUAUUUUUAUAUGUUAACAUCCUGGAACAUGAUAAAAAACUAUAAUCCCCCACUAAAAUUGGUUUGAAAGUUUAUAAAUUUUAAUGAAGUAAGCUGAUGCUGUCAUUUAAAAAGUCACAAUGUAUAUUAUAAACUACUUAUGAUAAGCUAGGUUGUUCACAUGAUGGAUGUCCACUGAAAUGUAAAUACACUCCUUUACACUUAGGUAAAUAUA
This is a messenger RNA of Amyelois transitella, 4629 nucleotides long. It is a transcript of the gene Sdc, whose product is annotated as syndecan. Gene Ontology annotation, cellular component: cell surface; membrane. The transcript is spliced from 5 exons. Bases 190 to 984 code for a protein of 264 amino acids. The record is from RefSeq and is a predicted model, not a curated record. Lineage: Eukaryota; Metazoa; Arthropoda; Insecta; Lepidoptera; Pyralidae. Gene Ontology annotation, biological process: cell migration.